CUUCCCCCAGGAGAAGCAACAGCGCCAGGGAAGGAGCGAAAAAUCAGGCGUGAUUCUAGAUCUGGAAGGAGAGGAGCCUGUGAAAGAACUUUUCAAAACGACUCCCUGGACACAAAACCAAUGCAAGGAAGUCAUGCAAGGUAAUCAUGAGAAUGCCACUGGUUUCGAUCCGGAUCCCCACUUGUUCUCGGUCCACUCUCAAAGAGGUGACAAGGUGCAAGCUUUUCCCACAGACUUUUCCAAGGAAUUGGAUCCUCUGCAAGAUGGUAAGACCUCUUCCAGGUCCUAUACAGAGAACACUAUCUUUAAUCUUCAGCAGAAACCAGAGAUUAUGCAUGAAGAGCAUUCAUUAGAGGGGGUGGGAAAUUCUACUCCUUUCUGGGGAGGCUUGGAAGACCUCAAUGAAUCUACUGGCUGCCAGAGAAUCCCCACAGUAGAGACUUUUGAGAAGCGGACUAAGAGCGACGAAGGCCUCAGCUGGAAGUCAGACUUUGUGAUCAGUAGGAGAAUCCCUAAGAAACGAGACAAGCCGUACAAAUGCUCUGAGUGCGGGAAAAGCUUCAGUGUGAGCUCGGACAUUAUCCGGCAUCAGAGAAUCCACACUGGGGAGAAGCCUUACAAAUGCCUGACAUGUGGGAAAGGGUUCAAUCAAAAUUCCCACCUUGUUGCACAUCAGAGGACCCACACAGGGGAGAAGCCCUAUAAAUGCUGGGAGUGUGGGAAAAGCUUCAGCCUGAGCUCAGAUUUUACCAGGCAUCAGAGAAUACAUACGGGGGCAAAACCAUAUAAAUGUUCAGAGUGUGGGAAAGGUUUCAUUCAGAAAUCACACUACAUUACACAUACAAGAAACCAUACUGGGGAAAACCCAUAUAAGUGCCCCGAAUGUGGUAGAGGGUUCACCUCCAGCACCCUACUCAUCAGGCACCAAAGAAUCCACACUGGAGAGAAGCCCUUCAAAUGCUCCUAUUGCGACAAGAGGUUCUGUGCUAGUUCCAACCUUGUCACACACAUGAGAACACAUACAGGAGAAAAGCCAUUUAAGUGCUUGGAAUGUGGGAAAAGCUUCAGUCAGAAAUCCACCCUGAUUGCGCAUGAGAGAACGCAUACAGGUGAGAAACCGUACAAAUGUUGGUGCAGCAAAAUGUUCAGCAAGAGCUCGGACCUCCUCGCCCAUGAGAGAACCCACACAGGAGAGAAACCCUAUAUCUGCCCGAGCUGCGGAAAAAACUUCCGGAUGAGUUCUCAUCUUAUAAGACACCAGCGGAUUCACACAGGAGAGAAACCAUACAAGUGUUCAGAGUGUGGACGGAGCUUCAGUGCCAGUUCACACUUAAUCAGACAUCAAAAGAUCCACUUAGAGGAAAACCUGCCCAAGCAGGUUGGACAAACAAGAAGCAAUACUGAUAGUGACGGCAAAGUUCGGAUGAAGAGCACUCACCUGCUGCUCCCACCUCUUGGUCUCUCGCUGCCUUGUCAGGAAAUCCUCGGCCAGGAUGACCGCCUGGGAACAAGUCCCUGGACCACCUUCCCGGACCCAGCUCUGGAUCUCCACUGGCAAGAUGGUCAGGAACUGCUCCAGGAUCACCAGUUCCAGGAUCUGCUCCUUGCAGAGGAGCACAGAACAGGCCUGGCUUCCCCACGCAAGGCACCCAUAGAAGAGCAGCCCAUGACUAAAGGCCAGGAGCAGAGCAUCCAAGUCCUUGAAUCUGGGAUGGGGGUAGUGGAAAAGGCCCCCCACGUGAUCCAGGCUGGGAGUAUUACAGAACUGUUGCAAAAGACAUCUGGAAAGCAAUUUAUACAGGCACCUGGCGAAGGAUUGCAUCAGCUGUGGGAGGCCCAGUGGCAGGAGUUCCUCAGGACCUUGGAGUCCCCCCACUCAGGAUGGGGGAUCCCACCGGCGCCAGAGCAGCCCACUGCCCCAUGGGACGAUGCCAAGGCCUUUUUGGCCUCCUUUGAGCAAGUGGCUGAAGCCUGCCAUUGGCCCAAGAAAGAGUGGGUGGCCCGGCUCCUGCCUGCCCUUUGUGGAGAAGCUGAGAUGGCCUUUAAGAAGCUGAAUGUCGGGGACAGAGAGGAUUAUGGGACAGUAAAGGCAGCCAUCUUGCGAGGGGACAUCUUUAGCAGGGAGCAGAAACGUCAGCAGUUCAGGCAUUUUAGCUAUCAGGAAGCUGAAGGACCACGAGGGGUUUACAGCCAUCUGCAAGAGCUUUGCAACCAGUGGCUCAAAGCGGAGAAACAAACCAAGGAACAAAUCCUGGAGCAGCUGAUCUUGGAGCAAUUCUUGACUGUCCUGCCCCCGGAAAUGCAGAGCUGGGUCCGGGACAGCGGCCCAGAGACUUGCUGUCAGGCAGUGGCCCUAGCUGAAGACUUCCUGUUGAGGCAGCAAACUGCUGAGGCAUGGGAACAACAGGUGCCAUCCCCUGUCCAGGAGAUGGAGGCGAAUUUCCCUGAAGCAGAGGAGGACAGCCAAGGUUCGGAGCACAGAGAGGUGUGCAAAGAGGCUGGCUGGGAGACCUGCAACAACGAGGAGGCCACAUCAGCAGGACAAGGGCCAGCGAAUGAAAGUAAAAAUAGCAACCUUCAACAGGAAGAUGCAUCUCCGGGAAGAACAGAAGCAGAUGCUCUCCAAGGUGUUGAUCCAGGGCAGACCUCAGGGAAUCAUAAGAGUCUGGUCAAAGAUACAAAGAAAAAAGUUGGAAAUAAGGUUAAUAAACCCACUGAGGUGGUCCCAAAGGGCAGGAAAGAAAACAUGUGUCCGAGUGAGGAGAACCUUCGGCCAAAAUCACAUCUUGUCCAUUCUGCUGAGAAACCCUACAAAUGUUCCCAUUGCGGGAAGAGCUUCUGUCGACAGUCACACCUGUUCCAUCACCAUCGAGUCCACACAGGCGAAAAACCCUAUCGAUGUUCGUACUGCGGCAAGAACUUCCGCGAGCACUCGCACCUGACAAAACACGAGCGGCUGCAUACAGGCGAGAGACCCUACAAGUGCACUGACUGCGGCAAGAGCUUCUGCCAGUCAUCGAACCUCCGCAAGCAUCUCAAGAUGCAUGUUGGCGUGACCAUCUACAAGUGCUCCGAGUGCGGGAAGAACUUCAGCCAGCGCUCCAAGUUCUACCAGCACCGCAAGGUCCACUUGCGAGGGAAACAGUACCAUUGUGCGAACUGCGGGGAGAGCUUCGACCAGCUCACGCAGCUUUACGGUCACCAGAGGACCCACAAGACGGAGAGACCUUACCAGUGUACCGAGUGCGGGAAAAGCUUUCACCACAAAUCCAGCUUUAUGAAGCAUAAGAUGACCCACACGGGAGAGAAACCCUUUAAAUGCUCAACGUGUGGCCGGAGUUUCAGUCAGUCUUCCAAUCUUUACAAGCACUACAAAAUCCACACUGGAGAAAAACCAUACACCUGUGCCACCUGUGGGAAGUCCUUCACCCAAAGCUCCCACCUCAACUUGCAUCAGAACACCCACAAAGGAUUUAAAACAUUUAAGUGCUUAGAUUGCGGCGACAGCUUUUCUGACCGCUCCCAUCUCAUGAAGCAUAAAUUGAUUCAUAGGAACCCAGAUAGCUCUUCAGUCUGAUAUCCUGCAGGAUUUAGCCCCCUCCCCUCAAAAAAAAAAAAAGGUUUUGGAAAAGAAAAGACCUUAUCGUCAUUGAAGACUUGGGCAGCACUUAAAAACUUUUUCUGCCUUAGCGAAAUCACAGCUGUUUCUACCAAACAAAUUGGGAAGGCUCGAGUUUGAAUCUACUCUCUCUUGCAAAUUCAUUAGAUAGUCUCUCUCUUUGCCUCAAACACACCAUCUGCAAUGGGGAAGAUAACCAUACUGAUCUACUUUGCAGUGUUGUUGUAAGUAUGACAACAACAUAACAAUGGUGAUGGCUUUUGACACGAAAACGCCGACCGCUCUGAUAUUUUGAGGAAAAGAAUACAUGAAGAAGAGAAGAAAACCAGACUCUAUGAAAUGGGCGUGUGUGCAUGUGAGACUUUCAGUAGCUGAAAGAGAAUCAGAUGAAGUGUUGUGUCCAAAGACAUGGCUGAUGCAACAGAAGACCCGGAAGAAAGGCCGGCCAUGAACUUUCUUCUCGUCCACGAAUGUGGCACAGCUGCAACCCAGCGGGAAAGGGGCAGCAAGCUCCUAGGAACACCCACUGCUGCACUUCAACAUGUGCAGAGAGAUGAGGAAGAGGCCCACCUGACAGCAUCUUACCUCAGGGCCUCCCAAAAUCUGGGGCUGUGGGCUACAGCCUUGGAGGAAUUGGGGCCUUUGUUCCUAUAGGUCAGAGAUCCCCUAAUGUGGUGCCCAUGGGUGUUUCCUGGUGCUAGGGUUGUCAGACCAGCACUGGCAACCUGUGGAAGGUUGCGGGGGACAUGCACAUAGGCAUUGUUGUGGUUCCACAACAUCCUUCUGGCAUGAGGCCAGAAGUGAUGUCAUUGCAUCAGUGCGAUGCUCUAUGGUUUUAUGGUAGAGUUUGGGGGAAGUCCUUGAGUCAUCCCAACAUGAUGACAUCACUUCUGGAGUCACCCCAAAGUGAUGUUGUUGCAUUAAAAUGGCACCUAUCCACCCCACCCCUUUACUGAGCAGAGCUGAACCACAAGGGCUGCCAGCAGGCGGUCUUCUGCCCUAGUAGGAGACCUGUCAGCCCUACCCAGCAUGCAUUUGCUUCUCCAACAAAGCUUUUCUUCCUCCAAAGAAAGAGCCAAUCCUGACUUUCCCCCACCUCACAGAAGUACAUAAUUCUUCAGGACCCAUCUGCCAUCGUAGUAGCAGGGCUUUUUUUCAGGGAGAAUGUGGGGGAACG
Eublepharis macularius is the source of this 4796-nucleotide messenger RNA. RefSeq names its product zinc finger protein 420-like. Lineage: Eukaryota; Metazoa; Chordata; Lepidosauria; Squamata; Eublepharidae. The coding region runs from base 134 to 3577 and encodes 1147 amino acids. The record is from RefSeq and is a predicted model, not a curated record. Gene Ontology annotation, cellular component: nucleus. Gene Ontology annotation, biological process: regulation of transcription by RNA polymerase II. Gene Ontology annotation, molecular function: DNA-binding transcription activator activity, RNA polymerase II-specific; RNA polymerase II cis-regulatory region sequence-specific DNA binding. The transcript has 8 exons.